CUUUUUCUGUUUCUUCGCCACCAAAGCUUGACUCGGUUCUACGGCCCAAACCAAUCCCUAUCCGCGCUCUCCUCUCCCCCUUCCCUUCAGAAUCUCUCUUCUUCUUCUUCUUCUUCGUCGUCGCCGUCGACCUUGCUAUCGCACGGCUGAUCGCUUUGGGGGGAGCUCCAAUGACGGAUCCGGAUUCCGCAAAGAGUAACCAUUUGCCCCCAAACCUUGUAGCCAACCUCCAGAGCGUCCUCAUCGGAAGAAGGGCUGCUGGAGGAGGCGACGCUGAUUCCAAGCCUGCGGCGGAGGAGGAUCCCCAAAUCGCCUCCUCUGCCGACGCGUCCCAAGCCGAGGAGGCGGCCGUUGACGAUGGGUUGAAGAAGCCCAUCGUUCUCGUGACCAAUGCUGACGGGAUCGGCUCCCCUGGCAUCACAUUUCUCGUGGAAGCCCUAGUGAGCGAGGGGCAGUGCGCGGUCCACGUCUGUGCUCCCGAUUCGGACAAGUCUCUAUCCAGUCAUGCAAUUACCCUUUAUCAAACAGUUGCAGCAGCAUCUGCCGAGAUUAAAGGUGCCUCAGCCUUUGAGAUUACAGGUACUCCUGCUGAUUGCGUCUCUUUAGCUUUAUCUGGUGCACUAUACUCAUGGUCGAAGCCUGCACUGGUUAUUAGUGGAAUUAACAAGGGAUCAAAUUGUGGUUAUCAUUGCUUUUAUUCAGGCGCUGUUGCCAGCGCUAGAGAGGCUCUGUUAAGUGGAGUGCCUUCUCUUGUAUUUUCCUUAGAUUGGAAGAAGGAUGAGAGUAAAGAAACUGAUUUCAAGGAUGCUGCUGAUGCUUGUUUGCCACUGAUCAAUGCAGCCCUGAGGGACAUUAAUAAAGGCAUUUUCCCAAAAAGUUGUCUGCUUAACAUAGAAAUACCCACUAGUCCAUCUGCCAACAAGGGCUUUAAACUAACCAGGCAGAGCCUCUGGAAAUACGCUCCAAGCUGGCAAGGCGUCUCAGCAAAUAGGCAACCUGGGCAGUUCAUGUCUAUGCAUCAAAGUCUUGGUAUCCAGCUUGCGCAGCUCGGCCGAGAUGCCUCUGCUGCUGGAGCGGCACGUCGCAUUGGUACUCAAAGGAAACUUGUAGAAGUAGAAUCAGUUGCAACUACUGGAAAAACUGAGCAGAAAGAAGUGGUGAAGAAGUACUUCCGGCUAGAGUUUGUUGAUAAGGAGCAAGAAGCCAAGGACGAAGAUUACGAUUUUAGAGCCCUGGAGAACGGAUAUAUCGCAGUUACUCCCAUAUCUUUAGAAUUGCAAAUGGAAUCUGAGAUCCAAGCAUCUGCUUCUAACUGGUUCGCAACAGCUCUAGAAAGAGGUGAAGAGGCUACUGAGGCCGAUGCUUAGCUUCUGACUCGUCUACUGUUUUUUUGAUGGAAAGUUUUGUGUUAGUUCCAGUUUGUGCUGGCUCUUGAACAUUCAAUUGUGCUCGUCCAUUGCUUGUUGUUGUUGUGUUUGGAAAAACCCGUGCCUGACCCACCCAUUCUAUUAUUAGCAAUAGUGGUGUCCGCGACAUGUGGUGCAGUAUUCGCCACUUUCUUGAUUCCGGUUUCCUUGUUGAGAUAGUGGCGGCUGAUUUGUAGUUGAAUCGUGUCUGAGUUGAUUUGUCUAGAUUGGAGAAUGACAUAUUUAUUGGAUUUGCUCUCACUAUUGAUUUGAAUUAAUGGCCAUUUUAUUUGUUUUAUUA
Molecule: messenger RNA, 1707 nt
Organism: Zingiber officinale
Lineage: Eukaryota; Viridiplantae; Streptophyta; Magnoliopsida; Zingiberales; Zingiberaceae
Product: 5'-nucleotidase SurE-like
Exons: 10
Coding region: 171-1367 (398 amino acids)
Molecular function (GO): nucleotidase activity
Source: RefSeq, a predicted model, not a curated record